AGGUGACUUUGACUUGGGCAUAAUAGUAUGAAUUUCCAAUGUAUUUACCCCCCUUGUCCUAUCUCCUCUCCAUUUGUGUACUAGAAGAUUGUUUCUUGUGUGGAAAGAAAAAAGAACAGAAGGAUGGGGUCGUCUUCCUCCCAGAGAAUCAACAUUAUUCAGAAACUCGAAGUCGAUAACCGUUUUCCUCUGCGUUUUUACUUUCGGAUGGCUGAUAUAUUUCUCAGACAGGCUGACAUAUAUCGGGAAGAGAAAGAUAUUUUUUACCUGUACAUUACGCUCCUAAGGUUUGCAAGUUUGGUCUCCGAAACAAUACCGGAUCAUCAAGACUAUAUAAAGGCUGAUCAAAGAGAAAGAUCCUCUCAGAAGGAAGUGAAAAAGAAAUUGUUGAAUGCUCUUGCUGAGCUAGAGGAGUUAAAACCAGCAGUUAAACAGAAGAUCAAUGAGAUAAACAGAGGAAAUGCAUAUCAAAACAGCAGGCAUGAUCACCAAACUGGGGAAAGUAUACCUCGUAGAUCUGAUAAAAAGAAAGUCGAAAGUGUGGGGACUUGUAGCUCCAGUACUGGUGGAGAGAAUUUAUCCCCACACCCAACACCAGAGUUUCCCUUUGGUCUCCGUGGUAACAAGAGAUUAAAGACAGAGACACGAACAAAAAUUUUACUUGAAGAGGCACAUGAUUGGAAGCUUACCACUCCAUGCAAGCCAAUACCACAGGCGCAUCCUGCAAUUAACCAGCCAACUGCACCACGAGUUGAAGAAGAUUUAGAGCUGGUCAAGGCUAUUGAUGCCUCCAUCCAGUCUGCUUUGCAGGAGAGGCCGCCCUUGUCUGAUGCACUCCGAAUCCAUGAAACAAUUGCAUCAAGUAGUUCGAGUACCUCCAUGGAUAGUGGAGACUUGUCACAGUGUGAAAGUGUCCCAGGAGGGGAUUCAGAUUCACAUGCAGAGAUCCAUGUUUUUUUUUUUAAGAAAGUAAGAAUAUUAUUAGAUACGAUUAAAAUCGUACAUGAGGGCAUCCAGCACAAAUUCUGGAGCAUGAGUAAACCAUUCAAGAUCCAUGUUACCUCUACCAUUCAAACAUCUACUACCUCAGAUUCAAUCCCAUCAUCUCCAACCCCAUCAGCUCCACCAGUUUCAGAUGAUUGUCUAAAUGAUCCUUUUCAGUGUCGAUCAACUGAUUCCAGUCCUAUCCAGGAAGGUGAAAAUGCUUCUUCUUCAUGUGUGAUAUGUAUGGAUGCUCCAGUUGAAGGAGCUUUUAUCCCAUGUGGGCAUAUGGCUGGAUGCAUGCCUUGUUUGAAUGACAUUAAAGAUAAGAACUGGCAUUGCCCUGUCUGCCGCGCUAAGGUCGAUCAGGUCAUAAAGCUCUAUGCUGUAUGAUUCAUUAGCAUUGAACACCUUGAAGAUUCUGUUUCUGUUAAUAGAUGAAGUUCUGUCCAA
Molecule: messenger RNA, 1434 nt
Organism: Rosa rugosa (rugosa rose)
Lineage: Eukaryota; Viridiplantae; Streptophyta; Magnoliopsida; Rosales; Rosaceae
Product: probable E3 ubiquitin-protein ligase XBOS34
Exons: 6
Coding region: 124-1374 (416 amino acids)
Biological process (GO): protein K63-linked deubiquitination; protein K48-linked deubiquitination
Cellular component (GO): membrane; endosome
Source: RefSeq, a predicted model, not a curated record